AUGUCCAAGGGCGACGUCAUGCUCCCGUUCGAGCAGAGGCGCGCUCUCAAGAUCAUCUCCGGAUUGAACAACUUUGAUGAGAAGUCUGUUGCCUCGGUAGUUCGCGCAGCCAAUGCUGGAGGUGCCACCCUUGUGGACAUCGCGUGCGACCCCAAGCUCGUUCAGCUCGCCCGAUCCAUCGGAAACGUUCCAGUUUGCGUUUCCUCUGUUGUUGCUGAGGAUUUUCUUGCUGCCGUCAAGGCUGGCGCUAACAUGGUCGAGAUUGGAAACUACGACUCGUUCUAUGCACAGGGACGUAAGUUUUCAGCAGAGGAGGUUCUCGCCAUCACCGAGCGUACACGCGACAUCCUUGGAUCCAGCAUCCCCGUCUCUGUCACCGUGCCACACACCCUUCCUCUCGACGAGCAGGUCUCCCUUGCUCUUGCUCUCGAGGCUGCCGGCGCUUCCAUCAUCCAGACUGAGGGAGGCAUGCCGAUGAAGCCUUCCUCCGGAGGAAUCCAGGGAUUGAUCGAGAAGGCAGCACCCACCCUUGCUGCCACUGCUGCCAUCUCCAAGGCCGUUGAGAUCCCCACCAUGGCGGCUUCUGGCAUCAGCGCCAUCACCGCUCCCCUCGCCAUUGCUGCUGGAGCUUCAGGAGUUGGUGUAGGGUCUGCUGUGAACAAGUUGAACUCGGAGAUCGCGAUGCUCGCGGCUGUUCGUGAGAUCUACGAGGCCAUGAUCGCAGAAGAUGUUCGCGUCCGUGUUUGA
Guillardia theta CCMP2712 is the source of this 747-nucleotide messenger RNA. RefSeq lists its product as hypothetical. The record is from RefSeq and is a predicted model, not a curated record. The coding region runs from base 1 to 747 and encodes 248 amino acids. The transcript has 8 exons. Lineage: Eukaryota; Cryptophyceae; Pyrenomonadales; Geminigeraceae.